CUUUGUAAAUAUUUACAAAAAGGAAAGGUUUGGGAGAAUAAGUGUAUUGGAAACCCUUGCAUUUUCCCGCCAUCUGUGAGAUAUCUCACUAUACACUCAGUGACUCAGUGAAUCGGCUAUUAUCACUAUCUCACUUACGGAGAAUUUGAAUUUUGCAGCAAACAACAAAGCAUGAUUUAUGUGUGAAAAUGUAAUUAUUAAGAUAUAUAAAAAUUAUUCCAAAUUUCAAAAUAUUGUUUUGUUAAUAAAAGAAAUUCAACUUCCAAGCUCUUUACUGGCAUGUGUACCUCUGAAAAGAAAAAAAUGGAAACAAAGUGAUCCCCCUGAAGCAUUAAUCACAACAAAAUUACACGAAAAUUGCAGACUCAGUUUGAUUGAGUCUGUACAUGAGGGAUAAUGAAUAAGUGCAACAUCCCUCACACCCCCUUGCACCGUCUUGAGCGGUACUCAAUUAUCCACACUUAAUACUGCUGGCAUCAAUGAUCACGAAGGGCCAGAAAAGUAUACCAACACUGACGUACAUUUUAGAACCAUCUUGCUCUUUUAUAGUUUUACUUUUCACCUCGAUUCUAAUUGCAAAGUUGUCUCAAUAUCAGGUUCUUUUUUUUAAGAACACAUCCGUCAAACAGUGGCUUAGUAAGGUUUUAUGAAUGUCCAUCCACAUUAAUACAAUGAUGGUCACUCCUUUGCCUCUGUUGAACAUGGUCAGGAUGUUUGUCCAAAAUAUUUCUCGGACGAGUCCUAAUAUGGAGCAUUUCAUUUCGUGAGAAAAAGUAGUUUACAGUGCCCUAAAUCUUAACUCUCUAGAAUUUACGUUUUCACCGCAAAUUUUAUGAAGAUUUGGCAGGAAAAUUGUUUUGAUUGGUUUUCUAGGUCUUAUUCCAUUAUUGGUCAUCUGAUUUAUGAAUGAAUAUUAUUUGUUAGAUUAAGUAACAAGAUUCUUGCAAGACAGACACAUUUUGAUACAUUUGUGAAACUUGAUUCUUGCAAUAUUCUGUAUGAAAUAUACAUUAUUUCUCCUACAGGAAAAUGUGAGAAGAAAACGAAUUAAGGAGCUAGUUAAAAAUAUAGCAGGCCAAAAAAAGAAGAAGAAACAGCUUAUGAUGGAAAAUCCAAAAAAGAAACAGCGAGGUACUGGUAGACAUGCCAUAUAUAAGUUGCACCUUGGAUGGCUUCAUGAAACUCGUGGGAAGUUAAGACAAGUUACCGCACGGAGAGGAGGCGGUACAAGAAUAUACGAAUUUAAAAAAGAAGAAGAGCAAACUGUUCAGACAGUUAUAAAUUAUGCAACUAGCAUUUUCUUUCCAGAUGGAAAAAAUGAUAUGGGAAAGAUAUCAGAUAUGGUAGUGAACCUGUCUACAUAUAACGGAGAAGUAAUCUCAAAAUUUGUCAUGCCAAAUGGGGAAGAAUGUAAUUUGCAAACAUACUUGAAGUCUAUCGGCGUGUUUUCCUCUCAGUACUUUUUAUAUUUGAGAACAUCUAAAAAAACAGGAGAUUGACGGUAGAGAGCCAGUUAGACAGCAUGUAGAUGAUAAAAGCAUUCCGGUUCCUUUAACAUCAUUGAUAGUAAAUGACCAAACACCUGGUGAAAUAUGUGUAAAGUACACUAAACUUUGCAAAUCAUCAUACACAGCAGAAUGUUCACAAAAAAUCUGUCAAACCAUUGAUGACUGCUUUCUUGACACAAUUGUAAGUGAUCCUGACAGAGAAAGAGAUGGGUAUAAUCCACUGGAAAAUAGUUUCAAAGUGACAGGCAUAACAGUCAACAAGAUCUCUAUUUUGAGCCAAGCAGAUCCGAGUUCUAACCACUUUGAAUAUCCAACAGCUACAUCAAAUGCAAAAGGAAUAAUUCAUUCACCUGACCAGAUUGUGGGUUUUGAGAAGCAAGAAAACAAGGAAAUCAUACUUGGAGUACUUUAUAAAGAACAUAAUUCUGGUGCAUAUUUUCAGUGGUAUAAAAACAACGAACUCUUUGCAAGUGGACCUGACCUUUGCUUAAUCCCCGUAACUGAUCCUGGUGAAUACUUGGUGAAGGUAUCAGAUGAAGAUACACUUUAUGAAUGUGCAGCUGUAAGGGUGGACUCUCAAGCUUUGCUGGCAGAAAAAAUAAAACUUUCAACAAACACUUGUCAUGCAACUCAGGAGAUUUUAACUGACCGAGUAAGACUUCAGUCCCUGGAUGACAGUACAGUUGAUACUGCUUAUGUAACUGAACCAUCAAUGGAGGACAGUACAGUUGAUACUGUUACUGUUACUGAACCAUCAGUAGAGGAGAGAACAGUUGCUACUGUUACUGAACCAUCAAUGGAGGACAAAACAGUUGACACUGUUACUGAACCAUCAAUGGAGGACAGUACAGUUGACACUGUUACUGAACCAUCAUGGGAGGACAGUACAGUUGACAGUGUUACUGAACCAUCAAUGGAGGACAAAACAGUUGAUAUUGUUACUGUUACUGAACGAUCAACUCCUAGUUAUGAUUCCAUUACAGACAAUGAAGUAAUAAAAAGUCAUGUCAUGAAUGAGAAUGUGAGUGAACAGACAAACUGUGACUAUUUCAAAGAACGUUCAAGUACAGCCAAGUAUAAUCCUAUACACGCGCUUAAUUUCUCAACAGAUGUAAAUGUGCCAGAAAUUCCUUAUGAUAGUUUAUGUAUGGGACCUAAAAUUGGGGAAGGCUCUUUUGGAACAGUACAUUUGGCACAUUAUCUUUUUACUCCAGUUUCAAUAAAAACUGUGAAAAUAAGGCGAAUUAAACUAGUCCAGAAAGCUCUUGAACGAGAAGUAAAAGUUCUCAGAAGAGUAAGGCAUCCACACAGUAUACUGUUUAUGGGGUAUUCGGUAUAUAAUAAUGCAUUGCACAUUGUGUCUGAGUACAUAAAAGAAUCAAUUUUAGAUGACCUACUGUUUGGUGAUCGAUGCCAACAAAUCCCCCUUCUAAAAAAAUGCCACAUUGCUGAAAAGAUAUCCCAGGCUGUUGCUUACUUGCACAACAGUUCUCCUAUUAUAUUACAUCGAGACUUAAAGCCAGAGAACAUCAUUGUAUCAGAAUCUUUAGAAGUAGUGAAAUUAUGUGACUUGGGGAUUUCAAAAUUGUUAACAAUAAAUAGUUCUGCUACCACCUAUGCACCAGGUAUGCAACCAGGUACCCUUAUCUUUCAAGCACCAGAAAUUUUGCUUGGUAAUAGACCUGCAUCAACAAAAUCUGAUGUUUGGGGAAUGGCAGGCACUCUUGCAGAAUUAUUCAGUGAAUGUCCAAUGUGGGGAUUACAAGAGGAAGAUGAAGAAGAAAAUGAAAGAUCAGCUGUUGAAACAAUUAAAGAAUUUAUGAGUCAAAAAGAAGUCCCACAUGCCAUUACAAAACUUGUACAAAUGGACUGUAUUUGUAGCAGAAUAGUAGACAUUGUAACCAAGGGGCUGAACUAUGAUCCCGAUAGCAGACCAGUAGCGACUGAAUUCCCAACAGAGUUUAGUAAAUAAACUAAGAUAUGAACGGGUGUAGCAAAUAAGUAAAAGUGAUAUAAUGGAACUGAAAUAUAAUUGUUUGAUAUAUAUUGAGAGUGACGUCAAAAGUUAAUUAAAUAAAACUUUUUAUACCCCCGAAACGAAGUUAGGGGGUAUAUAGGAAUCAACCGGUGGUCAGUCAGUCGGUUGGUUUGUUGGUUGGUUGGUCGGUCGGUCGGUCGGUCAAGCGGUCCGUUGCAUUUUCCUUGUCCGGAGCAUAACCUGAAGACUCAUGAUGGUUGGAAUUCCUUAUAACCUCAUACAAUGGUCAAGCGAAUUGAAAGGAAGUGCAGUACUCAAGAACCAUAACUCCAUUUUGUCUAAUUACAGAGUUAUUGCCCUUUGUUUCUUUUCCUUGUCUGGAGCAUAACUUGAAAACUACUGGUUGUAAUUCAAUACAAUUUCAUACAAUCGUCAAGCACAAUAAGAGGAAGUGCAGUACACAAGAAUCAUAACUCCAUUUUGACAAAUUACAGAGCUUUUUAGCUUUUGCCCUUUGAUAUCUUUCCUUGUCCGGAGCAUAACUUUAAAAGCACGGGUUCGAAUUCAAUACAACUUCAUACAAUGCCCUUUGUUACUUUUUGUCCAGUGCAUAACUUGAAAACUAUGGUUUGGAAUUCAAUACAACUCUAUACAAUGGUCAAGCACAAUGAAAGGAAGUGCAGUAUACAAUAAUUCAGUAUUUGUAGAGUUAUUGCCCUUUAUUCCUUUUCCUUGUCCGAUGCAUAACUUAAAAUUAAUGUUUAGAAUUUAAUGCAACUUCAUAAAAUGGUCAAGCGCAAUGAGAUGUGAGAUGAAGUGCAGUGCUCAAGAAGCGUAACUCUUUCUGAACUUAUUACAGGGUAAUUCAAUAACACUUCAUCAAUGUUAAACCACAUUGACUGGAACUGAAACAUACAAGAACCACAACUAUCUUUAAUUGCCCACAACCAUAACUCAAUUUCAAUUCUUUUAAAAAGGUAUUCUAUUACUAAUAACUCCAUCAUUUCCGAAGCAGUCUUGCGGGGGUAUUAAUCACAUUUAGUAAUAGUUCUUGUUUUGUAUUAGGCUGUUUUCAAAACUAUAAUUAUUUCUGUUUCUUUUAUAUAAGUAUUUUCAAUUUGUUUAAAUCUAAGUAAAACUUAUGACUGAUUUCAAAAUAUUUAAGUUUGUAUGCCGAAAAGAAAGUUGGUUUUAAGUUAACACUUGUUUAUUUUUUUACUUAAAGACUUAAAUAAUUGUCAAUAUAUUUCGUUAAAACCAUUUAAUUUUGUUUAUCAGAUUAUAUUUCAUAUAA
This is a messenger RNA of Ruditapes philippinarum (Manila clam), 4780 nucleotides long. RefSeq lists its product as uncharacterized. Gene Ontology annotation, molecular function: protein kinase activity; ATP binding. The transcript has 2 exons. The record is from RefSeq and is a predicted model, not a curated record. Gene Ontology annotation, biological process: protein phosphorylation. Lineage: Eukaryota; Metazoa; Mollusca; Bivalvia; Venerida; Veneridae. Bases 2221 to 3480 code for a protein of 419 amino acids.